Olea europaea var. sylvestris is the source of this 3621-nucleotide messenger RNA. RefSeq lists its product as uncharacterized. Lineage: Eukaryota; Viridiplantae; Streptophyta; Magnoliopsida; Lamiales; Oleaceae. The transcript has 21 exons. The record is from RefSeq and is a predicted model, not a curated record. The coding region runs from base 272 to 3226 and encodes 984 amino acids.
AAGCAUAUCAACCCUAAAAUAAUAUUUUCAAUGAAAGAUUCUCUCUCUAUCUUGUUUCCUUUCUCCCUUACUCUACGAGGGUUUCGCUAUCUCUCUGUACCCUAGAUCAUAUUAAACCCUCUUAAUUCCAUUUCGUUCACAGAUCCAUAAUCCAAACCCUCGUUUUUCCCUUUUGUUUGUUGCUUUGUUUUUAAGGAUUGCAGCAGUGAAUUCAGAGAACUAAGUCGCAGUAGUGAAUUUAGAGAACUAAGUCGAAGAACGACAAUCAGUGAUGAAGCCCGAAAUGGGUUCUGAAGUAGAAUUCUCGGCUCAAAUUGAUGGAUCUGUACCUGAAUCCGGAUUCAAGGAUGUUAGUGUUCAGUCGGACGAGGCCCGGCCCGAUUCGAACGGGUCGGAUCAGUACUAUGUGCGUAGAUUUCGGCCGAGCGAAGCGAAUGGAUAUGCUGUUUAUGCAAGGAAUAAGAGGUUGAAGAGCAGUGGAAGCAAAAGCGAGGGGAGGAUUGGGUAUUUCGAUAAAAUCCAGGGACGUUUUGGAAAUUCGUGUAGAGAUGUAGAAGAUGCGAGUUCAAAUGUUGGAGCUGUAGGUCUUGGAGGUGAUUUAGUGAAUGCCGACGGAGUUGACGGUUUUUUGGAGGCUUCGGGAUUUAAAGGAAGUGAUGAUGAGAAUGAUAUGUUGGAGAUUGAAGUGAAAGAGGAACCUAUGGCAGAAGUAGCCAGGAGUGACUUGCCUAGAAGAUUUACUCGGUCGGCCUUGAAAUUGAAUGCUGAUAGUUCGGAAACGGAGAGUGAAAAUUUGGGAGAGUUACAGGAUGCAGUGGUUUUGGACUCUGAGAGAUUAGAGAAUGGGGAUUUGAGUGGGCUGGGCACUUCGGCUAGGAAGAUGGAAAUGAAGAUGUCUAAGAAAAUUGCUGUGAAAGGGAGGCCGACAACCGUCAGAGAGCUUUUUGAGACUGGGUUGCUGGAAGGGUAUCCAGUUUUCUACAAUGGUGGCAAGAGGGGAUUCCCACUACGGGGAACUAUAAAAGACGCCGGAAUUCUAUGUUCUUGCAGUUUGUGCAUGGGAGCUAAGGUAGUCCCGCCUUGUCAAUUUGAGAUCCAUGCUUGUAAAUCAUAUAGGCGAGCAUCACAGUAUAUUUGCUUAGAGAAUGGUAAAAGUCUCCUUGAUGUGGUGAAAGAAUGUCGAAAAUCUUCUUUAAAGACACUAGAAGAAACAAUUCAGAACUUUAUAGGACCGUUGCCUGAGAAGGAAUCUGUUACUUGUCGGAAUUGUUCUGGGUUAUUUCUUGCGACAUCAGCUGGAAAGAUGGAGCAACUCUGUGAUUCGUGUAUGAUUAUCCUGAACUCAGAAGCUGAUACAGAGUGUGUGAAAUCUAGGCCUUUGGAGCCACUUCUGGGUUUAAUAUCACCGGAAAGUAGCGAAGUGCGUAUGGCUCCCAGGAAAAGAGGUCGUCGAGGAAGGAAAAAGAGAAAGCAUUCAGAAUUGACCUCUAAUGUAAAGUCUUCAGGAAGAUCUUCAGUGCGUCUUUCAUCAAGAAAUGCAAACCAUUGGAAGUUAAAAAAGAAGUUGUCACAAACAGCUUCUGCCCUAAAUUCUCCUGGAAGUGCUUCAUUGAGGAAUUUGGAACCAACCGCUAAUCUAAAUUCAAAUAGUAGUACUUCCUUGCACAGCUCACUAAAAAAUAAGAUUACAAGGAAGAUGUCGACUUUGGUGUCGUCAGAUUCUGUCUCGCACUCCACCUCUCUGAAAAGUACAUCCACAUCUGUCUCUGCACAAUCUAAGGCUUCAUGGAAGAUAACAAAAAAAGACCAGAGGAUGCACAAGCUGGUUUUUGAAGAUGGUGGAUUGCCUGAUGGUACUGAAGUAGCUUACUACUCUCACGGAAAGAAAUUGCGUGAUGGUUAUAAGAUGGGUUCGGGGAUAGUUUGUCAUUGCUGCAACAUCCUGGUCAGUCCAUCUCAGUUUGAAGCUCAUGCUGGUUGGGCGUCUCGUAGGAAGCCUUAUAUGUACAUCUAUACAUCGAACGGGGUGUCUCUACAUGAAUUUGCCAUUUCUCUAUCAAAAGGUCGGAAAUAUUCAGCAAAGGAUAAUGAUGACUUGUGCAUCAUAUGCGCAGAUGGUGGGAAACUUGUUCUUUGUGAUGGAUGUCCAAGAGCCUUUCACAAAGAAUGUGCAUCUCUCCCAAGUAUCCCUCGUGGCAGAUGGUACUGUACAUACUGCCAAAAUAUGUUCCUGAGGGAGAAAUUUGUUGAGCACAAUGCCAAUGCUGUUGCAGCUGGAAGAGUAUCAGGUAUCAAUCCAAUAGAGCAGAUAACGAACCGUUGCAUCCGUAUUGUUAAGAACCCAGAAGAAGCUGAGGUGAUAGCAUGUGUAAUUUGCAGAGGCUACGACUUCAGUAAAUCUGGUUUUGGUCCACGCACUGUUAUACUAUGUGAUCAGUGUGAAAAGGAAUAUCAUGUGGGCUGUCUGAAAAAAUGCAAGAUGGCUGAUCUAAAGGAACUUCCGAAAGGAAAAUGGUUCUGUUCUGUGGAUUGCAAGAGGAUUUAUUCUGCAUUGCAGGAUUUGCUGAAUGCUGGGGAAGAGAAACUCCCCGACCCUUCCUUGGAUGUUAUAAAGAAGAAGCAUGAGGGAAAAUGUUCUGAUGCUGGUGAUGACUUUGAUGUGAGAUGGAGGCUUUUGAAUGGGAAAAUUGCUUCUCGUGAAACCAGAGUGCUGCUGUCACAGGCUGUAGCUAUAUUUCAUGAUUGUUUUGACCCAAUUGUUGACGCAGAAACUGGACGUGACUUCAUCCCAUCUAUGGUUUAUGGAAGGAAUAUAAGGGGACAAGACUUUGGUGGAAUGUAUUGUGCAAUUUUGACUGUGAACUCAACAGUUGUAUCAGCAGGAAUCCUUCGAAUUUUCGGUCAAGAAAUUGCUGAACUCCCUUUAGUUGCAACUCGCCUUGGUAAUCAAGGGAAGGGAUACUUCCAAACCUUGUUCUCCUGCAUCCAGAAUUUACUCUCGUUUUUGAACGUGAGAAGCUUUGUUCUCCCGGCUGCAGAUGAGGCAAAGUCAAUAUGGACAGAGAAGUUCGGAUUCAAAAAUAUACCACCAGAACAGCUUUUCAGUUAUAAAAGGAUCUGUUGGCAAAUGAUAAGCUUCAAGGGAACGUCUAUGUUAGAAAAAUCAGUUCCAAAAUGUCUUAGUAUUAAUCAAGAUGAAGCAGAUUCUGAAAUGUCCCUGCAGUGAUUAGCCAAAUAAAGCCAUUUUCUUUGCGGCUUUGUAGGCUGAUGUAAAUGGGUUUUUUAUUUAUUUACAUCUGUACAAGCUUUUAGGGCUGUAUCGGAAGUUGGGGAUUAGCGAUAGAUGGUAGCAGAAAAGGAAUAGGGAACUCGAUGAGGUUUUUCAUAUUUCUGGAGAAUGGUUGUGAAGUGUAAAAAGUUCGGUAGCUCAUUAUUGGCAUAAUUUAGGGCAGGGGUUUCAAUCUAUUAUUUUCCAUUUUCGGUAUUUAUUUUUCUUGUAAAUAAAUAUUUUGAAGAAACACACUUCUGUUUCUGAGGUACUUGUGCACUCUUGUAUUUUCUUUUGAACGUGAAUGUGUAUAUGCUAUAUAAGAUCGUUAUCGACUCAUGAUCGCGUGACAA